Oldenlandia corymbosa var. corymbosa is the source of this 1868-nucleotide messenger RNA. NCBI's taxonomy places the organism in Eukaryota, Viridiplantae, Streptophyta, Magnoliopsida, Gentianales, Rubiaceae. The record is from the annotation of a GenBank genome assembly.
GCUAGAUCUCGGGGUGUUUUGCAUUUCCUAGUCUUAGACGCUUGAAAAGCGCGAUUAGAGCUCCUCAAUAUAAAUAACGCCUUCGAAUUAGCGUUGGGGCAGCCGCCGCAGCGUCGACAGAUAUAAGCCCGUCCAGCCAUCCCUAAUACAGCAUUAUAAAUUUCUUUUUUCCUUUUUUUUUUUUGUUUUUCAUGAAAACUUAUUUCGCAACAUUCAAAAUUUCAAUUGCAAGACCCAAGCAAAAUACAAAAUCCCGCUAAAACGAAAAAUCGUUUCUUUUUUCCCGUAUAUAAUUUAUUUUUUAUUAAUAAUUUGUUUUUGGCUUGAGCUCCAAUGGCGGCCGCGUCGCCCUCUCCGGCCCUAAGCAGCAACAGUACCGAUACCCCACACAGCGCCGGUGCCGCCGCCGCCGCUUUUAACUUCAGUUCUCCGUCGCCGUCCGCCAAUCCGGGGAAGAGCCAACGAGGUCUUAACAAACCGAAGUGCAUCAAGUGUGGGAACGUCGCUCGCUCCCGUUGUCCCUUUCACUCGUGCAAGAGUUGCUGCUCAAAAGCUCAAAAUCCUUGUGAAAUUCAUGUUCUUAGAGGUAAUGCAAAUGUUGCGGACAAGACAGCUUCUUCUAAUUCGGCCAAAGUUGAGCAGCAACCGACUGAUGCAUCUCACUCGGGGAAUAGGAAUUUCCUACGUCAACUUUCUACUACUUUUUCACAAUUCAACAACUUAGCAUCUCCUGUGAAGACCAGGAAGCCUUUAACCCGAAAGGAUGCGCAACUCAUAAACGAGUGGAGAUUUCUGAAAUUGAAGGAGUUCAGGGAUAGAAAUAUUGAAGCAGAAAAUGAAGCUUUUGACCGCUAUAUGAAUAAUGUUGGGUUACUAGAGCAGGUUUUUUGUGUGGAUUCAGCUCUAGAUGGGCAGACUGAGGAAGGAUCCUCUACCAUGGAUUGUGAUCGUGCGUUGGAUGAUUGUAACGAGAUGUUGGUUGCAGGGUUGAAGCAAAAGCUCAGAUCCAAUCCCGUCAGAGUUGAGAACUUGAGGAAGAGGAUACAGUUUAUUGUUGAUCAAGGACUAAAGGAUCUUAGCAAACUUGAACAAAUUGAUGGCAAUGGUGCUUCAACUGAGCCUGAGGAAAUGGGGAAGAAACCAAAAAAGUUGAAAUCUGAGCUGCCUGAAAGGGCUUCAGCCCUGAGUGACCUUAUUGACAAAUUAAACAAAGCCCGGAAUCAAGAAGAACUGAAGGCUUGCUAUUUGAUGAAGUCCCAGCUUGGAGCGAGCCCAAUGGAUUGUGAUGCAACUGAGAAAUCCAGCCCGAAUGCCGAAAAUGAUCUAUUGCCGCAAAAUAGACCCUGCACCAGUUAUUUUCCUCGCAAAUGGUUUAACAAAGUCACUAUCGACCAGGAAUCACUUUCUGAAAUUAAUACUCUGUUUUGCUCUCUCGAGGAGAUUGAGGAUUUAUGAGCAAUACAAGAACAGCCGAAAGAUAGUUUAGGAUGAUAAUGUUUUGUUUUGGUUUGAAUAUAUAUUUUGUAGGCUUGUUAUGGCGCCAUUUCUUUAGAAUCCUAACCCUUUAGGUUUGUUAUGAAAAGGUGCUUAAUAUGAUAGUAAUGCAAAAUGGCGAUUUCAAUCUGUAAUCUGAGUUUUCUCGAACAUGUUACCAGCAUAAUUGAUAGGUUGGCAUUGUAACGAAUUAGUAUUUAGAGAAUGAGGUAAGUGGAGUUUGUAACCUUCGAAAUCCCGAUCUUUGAGAUGGGUGCAUAAGACACGAAAGUGUUACGGUCCAAUCACAUACUUCUUCCGUCCCAUAAUUAUUAUUCAGUUUUAAUUUUCAUUUUUAGUUCAAAUUGUACUAAAAGUGAAAUUUCAAAGUGGAC